CGGGGUUUAGAGGUGGGCGCGUCAGCCGAGAAUGGUUUCUCUCUGCGGCUUGGUACGGGAGAGAGUGGAGAGUGACUGCAAUGGGACUGGUUCAUAAUGAAAAAACAUUGGCCCAACUAGUGAGGGAAAGUUCCGGAUUGGUUUCCCCAUGAAAAUUUUGUAUGCCCUUUAAUAUAAAUGUGUUGUUGUUUUGUUUCUGAGGUGAUGGUGGAGGUUGGGGAGCGGGAUGUCCCCGGGCCGCUGCCUCGGGGCCGGAUGCUGAUGCUGACCCACUGAGGAGUUUGGGACUGUGUCCGGCCUCAGGCCAUCUUCUGAGUGGAGAGCAAGUUGGCAUCAGAACAGAAAGCAGAGAGUAGGCGUUAAGUAUAGCUACUCAGACUGUCAAAAGAUCUUUUCAUGUCUCCAGUGGUGACAGGAAUGGAUGUGACCAGCCGAUGUACAGCUGGCGAUCCAAACCGGCUUCCUGAAGGCCUGCCUCAACCUGCGCGCAUGCAUUAUGUCUCGGACAAACACCCCCGACUCACUCUGGAUGCCAUCAACCAACUGAGGAGAAACCAGGGUCUAUGUGACGUUGUGCUUGUUGUUGGGCUAAAGAAAAUCUAUGCCCAUCGAGUGGUGCUUGCAGCCUGCAGCCCAUAUUUCCAUGCAAUGUUCACCAGUGAACUUGCAGAAAGUAGACAGACAGAAGUUCUGAUUAGGGACAUUGACGAACAUGCCAUGGAAUUACUCAUUGAAUUUGCAUACACGUCCCAGAUUAUUGUGGAGGAGAGCAAUGUCCAGACACUGCUGCCAGCUGCUUGCUUGUUGCAGCUGAUUGAGAUCCAGGAAACCUGCUGUGAGUUUUUAAAGCGACAGCUUGAUCCUUCCAAUUGUUUGGGAAUCCGGGCAUUUGCUGACACUCAUGCUUGUCGGGAAUUGCUACGGGUGGCAGAUAAAUUUACACAACACAACUUUCAAGAGGUAAUGGAGAGUGAGGAGUUCAUGCUGCUGCCAGCAAACCAGAUGAUUGAUAUAAUUUCCAGUGACGAGUUGAAUGUGCGAAGUGAGGAGCAGGUGUAUAGUGCUGUUGUAUCGUGGGUCAAGUACAAUAUUCCGGAGAGGAGAGGACAACUUGCACAGGUCUUGCAACAUGUUCGUUUGCCACUGUUGAGCCCUAAAUUCCUGGUUGGCACAGUUGGAACUGACUCUUUGAUCAAAAGUGAUGAAAUGUGCAGAGAUCUCUUGGAUGAGGCAAAAAAUUAUCUCCUUUUGCCACAGGAGAGACCUCUAAUGCAGGGUCCCCGAACACGACCACGCAAGCCCAUCCGAUGUGGGGAGGUGCUUUUUGCUGUUGGUGGUUGGUGCAGUGGUGAUGCAAUCUCUAGUGUAGAACGCUAUGACCCUCAAGCACAUGAAUGGCGGAUGAUGGCAUCGAUGUCCAAACGCAGAUGUGGUGUUGGUGUAGCAGUUCUUGAUGACCUUUUGUAUGCAGUUGGGGGUCAUGAUGGGUCUUCCUACCUGAACAGUGUUGAAAGGUAUGACCCGAAGACAAAUCAAUGGAGUAGUGACGUAGCACCGACCAGCACAUGCAGAACCAGUGUGGGGGUAGCAGUGCUGGGAGGGUACCUGUAUGCUGUUGGAGGACAGGAUGGAGUGUCCUGCCUUAACAUUGUCGAAAGGUUUGAUCCUAAGGAAAAUAAGUGGAUGAGAGUAGCCCCGAUGAGCACUCGGCGCCUCGGGGUAGCUGUGGCAGUCCUUGGUGGACAUCUCUAUGCUAUCGGGGGCUCUGAUGGAACAUCUCCACUAAAUACAGUUGAACGCUUCAUUCCUCAGGAGAAUCGCUGGUCUCCUUGUUCACCCAUGGGGACGAGACGAAAGCAUCUUGGCUGUGCUGUGUUCCAGGACAUGAUCUAUGCAGUUGGAGGACGCGAUGACACAACUGAGCUCAGCAGUGCCGAGCGAUACAACCUUAGAGCCAAUCAGUGGUCUCCAGUGGUUGCUAUGACUUCCAGACGGAGUGGCGUUGGUCUAGCUGUUGUAAAUGGACUUUUGAUGGCAGUUGGAGGUUUUGAUGGUACAACUUACUUAAAAACUGUUGAGGUGUUUGAUCCUGAUGCAAAUACUUGGAGGCUCUUUGGAAGUAUGAAUUACAGACGCCUUGGAGGUGGGGUUGGUGUGGUGAAGAUGACACAAUGCGAGUCUCACAUUUGGUGAAUUUCAGUGAUGCAGUGUGUUGUCCUGUGUGGUUAACCCAUUUACAAUGACAUUGAAUUGCCAGCUUUUUUUAAUCAUACCAAAUAGCAUUUGAAGCAGAAUGCAGAAGAGCACCUUCUAUAAUAAGUGCAUUAUAUAUCUAGCAACCUUUGUGCAUUAAAAAACCAUUUACAGAAAUUUUGCAAGAAAUGCAACUAAGUUGGGAUGAUAAAUUAUGAGCUAAUAGGAACAUAUUGGAGCCAUCUUAUCAAAAUAAAACCUUGCUGCCUUAUAAAUAGUGCUGAUUAAAUAGAUCCAGAUGAGGAAGUUUUUUUAAAAAAGUAAAUUUAUUCUGGCACCUGUGUAGCAAUGUUAAAUCUGUGCCAAUACUAUUUAAUUUCUUUCACUUCAAGUUGCAAGUGUAUGAAACAUAGCCUCCCCUAUAAGUUCAGGGUAAACAGAUAAACACGGAAAAUAGUCUGUUAACUGAAGCUGAAUGGUCUCAUUCCUACAUUCUCAGAUUGUAAUUUAAGUUGACUACCCUAUUACAAGAGUAUGAGUAUAGACAUUUGACUUGGGUCAAAGCCAUAGCAGGGAGCAUGGUGUGGAUUUUUAUUAAAUAGCCAAAACCAGCUUGAAUAUUGUGCGUGGAUCCUGCCUCAAGUAGAAUUGGAGCGAUGGGGUGCAAACGGAAGAUGCUUAGCAAGUUUGUCACAAGUUAAAUGGCUUGGUGGAUCUAUGAAACUUGUCUUUUAAGAUUGCUAGACUUUGUAUUAAGUGUGAAGGAGUAAGUUUUAAAAUGCUCUGCAAAGUUCCAAUUUAAAACAGUUUCUUCCCUUAUGAGAUAUAAUCUGCAUUUAUUUGAUGUAGCAAUUAAAAUCCCACUUGUGGGGGGAAAAUUUAAGGGCAGGUCAAAUGUUUUCUUUGUACAAAGUUGACCAAAACUUGUGUAAAUUGCUUUCAAAAUUAUUUGUUUGAAGGAUUGUAUAGACGCUAAGAGCAGUCACUUGUCAUUUUGCAUCUACAUAAUCUGUCACAGGUUUAAAUACACGUUAAGUUUAGCCUCCAUUACAAUGUCGGAUGAGCUACAGAAUGAGUUAAGGGUGCAUUUUUAGUCAAGUUACACUGCAAAUACUUAACCUGCUAGAUGCCAUCAACAUGCUUUAAGAUAACUGAAGAGAGUCAGAAGUCAAAAAUAAUUACAAGUUCUUUUCAUUGCUGUGGAGCCAAGCACUACAGGAUAGCACUAAGAUACCAUUGAAGUGUUUUAGUUCAAAAUAUGAAUUGCUGCUUUCUUUGGGUAACCUGGUUGAAGAUAGCUAGUUGACUUAGUGAAUUUGUAACAAAAAAAUUAACUGGAAAUUUCUCCACACCACCUCCAAGUGGCCAGCCCGUUUGUGUACUUUAUUUCCAGCAAUUCUACUUUGAAGGGGGCUAGAUGGAAGGUAAACUGUUAGAAACUUCUAUUAGGAAUAAAUCUUAGUUCUUCACCUUCCAAGAAGAAUCCUGCAUCAAGUUCACUUCUCAAUGCACAUGCUGUUGUUGCAUUAGUGGGUUCUUAAAAUUAGACUGUACCAACCCUCAAACUUGCCCGAUUAAAUGUAAUUGUAAAAAUAUGUUCUUGCUAUUCAAGAUUUUUAAUAGAUUAUAUUCACUUUGUACAGUAUUUAAAUAAAGUUCAGUUCAAAAUGCUUAUUUCUGAA
Molecule: messenger RNA, 3875 nt
Organism: Carcharodon carcharias (great white shark)
Lineage: Eukaryota; Metazoa; Chordata; Chondrichthyes; Lamniformes; Lamnidae
Product: kelch-like protein 20
Exons: 12
Coding region: 397-2193 (598 amino acids)
Molecular function (GO): protein binding
Source: RefSeq, a predicted model, not a curated record